Messenger RNA from Styela clava, 1473 nucleotides. The record is from RefSeq and is a predicted model, not a curated record. NCBI's taxonomy places the organism in Eukaryota, Metazoa, Chordata, Ascidiacea, Stolidobranchia, Styelidae.
CACUUUACCUCUUUAUUGUCACGAUUUGAUUCAAGUUGUGUUACCGGUACACAGUUAUUUAAUACACAUUGAACCAGCUAGGUAUUCAGUCUGCCAGUGAUGUUUAGUAACAUCUUUACAAUUCAACCCAAUGCUGCAAUGUCUGUCAACCUAAUGCUGAUUCCACCACCUAAGUAUGCAUCAACUACGAGAUAUCAACAAGACAAACCCAAAAAUCUUGUCCCGUCGUCAGCGCCAGGCCCCUCAUCUUCUCCACCGAAAAGGGAGCGAAUAAUUCGACGAACUUCGCCAUUGAAGGAUUGUAAUUCUCAUGACAACACUAUUAAAUUAAUGAAAAUGCCACAAGAGGGUGACAGAAAAGAUUUGAGUGUUUGGGAAGAUUGGUUGAUCAAAAAGUUACAACAGGAGAGAGAAGACAUAAAAAUACAGAUGAAGUUACAGACGAAAAUUGACAAGCGUGAACAAAUGUUGAAGGAAGAAAUGAAAGUUCAAGGAAAACGAGAAAUUGAGAGAAAAUCGAAACAAGCGUACGAGAGAUGGGUGGAAAAGAGAAAUGAAAUUGAAAAAGAGCAAAAAGAGAAGGAAAGGAGAAAAAAACUUGAAGAGAAACAGAAAGAGGAUGAAAGAAGAAGGAAAAAUGAAGAAUGCUUUCAGAAAUGGCUGAAAAAAGUCAAUGAAAAACAAUGUGCUUCUCCAAGACAAGGUACAGUGAGUGAGUAUCCCGCACCAUCUUAUCGUAAUUCAGCACCGUGGAUUGGCCCACUAGCAGACAAAGACACCAAGGAAUCAGUACGUCGCCAGCACAAAAUGAUGAUAGCAGAAAAACAUGCAACAAUUCGACAAAGACCAAAAACGGCGAACCAAAAAAGAAAAGGGCUCGUAAAAACUGGCCCAGAAAAGGGCAAAGGAGUGUUGAUUUGUAGACCUGCUACUGCAGCACCCUUGUUUUAUAACGUGCCAAUUAGGAACCCCAAAAACUUUAUGCCUGAACCUAAGAGAGGCAGUUUUAGGGGAAGAUCGUAACAUCUCGAUUCUUAGUGUGUGAGAUUAGUUGAUAUUUUAUGAUGAAAUAAUAAUAUAUAGACUUUUAGAAUGUAAUUUAAACCAAAGUGAUCGACAUAGCAGCGCUGAGGCCGAUGUUUGCUGUUAUAUUAAGAGGCAAAUGUGAUUUGGAUAUUCAAAUAUAACUUGUGGCUCAUGUUUGGAAUUCACGGGAUUUGUAUAAGUUGUCUUGUAGAGUCUAAAAUCUGGCAUGGGCAAACUACGGCCCACGGGCCAAAACCAGCCCGUUGGAUACUUGAAUCUGGCCCGCCCGAUGCUGCCACAACCAAGGUAAAACCGAAUUUGGAUGUUUCAGCUAAAAAAUUGAUCAAGGAAUUGGUUGAGAUUGCGGUUAAAUUUAGUUUUAGCACGUGGCUUAUUGUUUUCGACUUUUCCUUUUAUAACACUGUAAAUAUUAUUUAUAAAAUGUAA